Patella vulgata (common limpet) is the source of this 1156-nucleotide messenger RNA. Its product is annotated as transmembrane protease serine 9. Gene Ontology annotation, molecular function: serine-type endopeptidase activity. The record is from RefSeq and is a predicted model, not a curated record. NCBI's taxonomy places the organism in Eukaryota, Metazoa, Mollusca, Gastropoda, Patellidae. Gene Ontology annotation, biological process: proteolysis. The transcript is spliced from 8 exons. Bases 86 to 1126 code for a protein of 346 amino acids.
ACCCUUUCAAAGAGUAACAUCAAGUACGGCAACUAACAGACAAAGUCAAUGUAACAAGCUUAAAAUUAAAUAACAUACCAAAAACAUGGAGAAAGUUUACCGAUAUGCCGCCAAACCAAAACCAGGAAUACUAAUAACAUUAGUUGUUUUAUACAUCCAAUUAUCAUCCACAAACUCUGCAGUUUCCCAACCAAGAUGUGACUACAGAAGUUGUACAUAUUAUUCGAUGUUGACGUACCAAGCGAGUUCUUUAUUUCAACUAGCAGGACUCCGUUUUUUCCAGAAUUGUACCUGUAACAGAUACGGUGUUACACUUCCGGCCAAAUUUAUUACAUCAACUCCACAACCAUCCACAUCUACAGGUUGUGGUAUCAGUCAGUUAACCGGGUCUGCGACACAGUUUUUACGAUCAAAUGCAGGAAGGGUUGUCGGGGGUACGGCAGCUGCAGAAUGUAAAUAUCCAUGGGUAGUACAUGUUAUAUCCGGUCUGUACCAGUGUGGCGGAAGUAUCAUUGAUAAUCGACACAUAGUGACAGCUGCUCAUUGUUUAAGAAGUGGUAAUUAUCUUAUCCCAGCUUCUCAAGUGGAAGUAGGCGUUGGUUCAUCUAAUAAAACCAAACUCAGUUAUUAUAAAGUCCAGUUAAUCGAUAGGCAUCCGAAUUAUAAUCCAUCUACCUUUGAUUAUGAUAUAGCUGUAUUAACCCUACAGUUUCCACUACCAGAUGAUAAUCCGUGUAUGAAACCCAUAUGUCUGCCAUCCCCCGGUUUAUCGAUUGAGGCCGGUGUUCAGUGUGUUGUGGCAGGGUGGGGAGCGCAAAUAGAAGGUUCGAGGCGGGGAUCAACCAGUUUACAAGAGGCUGUGAUACCUAUUAUGAACCAGGACGCCUGUUCAUCGGCUUAUGGCGAUUAUAUGAUGAACGAAAGGAAGUUGUGUGCAGGUUAUUCUACAGGUGGAAUAGAUGCUUGUCAGGGUGAUUCAGGAGGCCCAUUUAUGUGUGCCAAAGGUGAUUCUUGGGUGUUAGCAGGCUUAGUUUCUUUUGGGAAUGGAUGUGCACGACCAGAUAAUCCGGGUGUAUACGCCAAUGUAAUGAACUUGAAAUCGUGGUUAGAUAGGGUUAUUAUUUAACACCGAAUACAAUCAAUGGCGUUUACUUCA